Messenger RNA from Nasonia vitripennis (jewel wasp), 6610 nucleotides. It is a transcript of the gene obe, whose product is annotated as activating signal cointegrator 1 complex subunit 3. Lineage: Eukaryota; Metazoa; Arthropoda; Insecta; Hymenoptera; Pteromalidae. The transcript is spliced from 26 exons. The record is from RefSeq and is a predicted model, not a curated record. The coding region runs from base 86 to 6478 and encodes 2130 amino acids. Gene Ontology annotation, molecular function: ATP hydrolysis activity; nucleic acid binding; ATP binding.
UAUCUGCAAAUCUGUAUAUCCAUAGGAGUUCAAAUCAUAUGCUGUUUUUGCAUGUUUGUCGGCGAGUUUGUUGUUAAAUUCAGUAAUGCGCGAAUUACCGCGCAUCACGCGCGCCUUGCGCGCUUUUACAAAUCGGUGCCGAGAGCUGGACCUUCGGAAAGUAAAUGACUUGAAUGCCAAAAGACAGGAGGUGACAGCAAAAGUCAAAAGGGACUUGAAUUGGAAUGAGAUUUGUAAACAAGUACCCGUAGACAUAACAACUCUGCUUACCAAAAUACAGCAUCUCGUUUCCAAGAUUUGUGAAGGACAACCUACGGAGGUGAUCAAUGAAUUAUCUGUUUAUAUAUUGAGAUUAGUGAUUCAAGAAAAGGUAGUUAGUCAAAAAACGAUGACUGAACUGAGGCAGUUACUCGGUACAGCUGAUCAAAAGUCUAUGAAAGAUAUAAUACAGAUUAUAGCAGAAAUUCGUCAAAAAAUAUCAGAGGAUGACUUAGAUAUUAUUUUAAAUAAAAAAGAUACAACAACAGAUCUCCGAAGUGAGCCAUUUGGAAAGAAAAUCCCAUAUCAUUCAGCAGAAGUUUCAUGGCCUAAAACUGACAUGCUUCAUGACAUGAAUGCAAAAAAUUUUAAAAAUAUAACAAAAAGGUUUGAUGAACUCUUAAGAGCUCCACAAAUAGAAACUACAGUGAGAAAAACUGAGUUUGAUAAGCAACAAGUAAACAAGGGUAUGAAACAAGCUUUUGAAAAAUACAAAACAGCUAUGUCUUAUGAUGAAUUUGUAAACGUUGUUAUAAGCAAAUUAAAAGCUCCUGGUGAUUCAGCUGAAAGUGAAUUGUUUGAUUUAUUGGGAUGUGAAAAUAUAGAAUUUAUUGAAUAUGUCAUUGAGCAUCGUAAACAAAUACUGGCAUGGCACAGCAAUCAAAAACUAACAAAAACUUUUAAUACUAUGGAGAAGCAACCUCAGAUAUCUUCUCAGGUUAUAGUUCAGUCUGAAAAAGAAAAACAGUUAAUGAAACAAGUACGCAAAGAAGAGAAAAAAUUACAAAAGGUAGCCAGCAAAUUUGAUAGUGGAAGAGAUCUUGAUGAUGAUGACUACGAAGUAUUUAAUCCUAUAGAGUUAAGGCUCAAGAGACAAGAAGCUCUAUCUGCAAAAGCUGAACCUUUAUUUAAAAAGAAUAGAAGUAGUGUAUACAGUACUGCAGUCAAAGAGCAGUAUCCAUUUGUGUUUGAUUCAAAGCUGUGUGCAAAAGCUUCUGCUGGAUUUGUAUCGGGACAAAGGAUGAUACUACCAGAAAACGUCAAGAGAACCGAUAGUCAACUGUGUGAGCAAGUUGAUAUUCCUAUUCCUGUCAUAGAUCCCUUAACUGUUGGAAACAAUCGUGUUACAAUUUCUUCAUUAGACGAAAUUGGACAAAUGGCGUUCAAAGGCGUCGAGUCGCUGAAUAGGAUACAGAGUAUAGUCUUUGAUGCUGCUUAUCAUACAAACGAAAAUUUGCUCAUUUGUGCGCCAACUGGUGCGGGAAAAACAAAUGUCGCACUGUUAACAGUGGUACAUCAAAUUAAACUUCACAUAGAUAAUGGCAUUUUAAAGACUAACGAAUUCAAGAUCGUAUACAUAGCUCCAAUGAAAGCUUUAGCUGCAGAAAUGACAGCUAAUUUUAGUAAAAGACUUGGAAAUUUGGGGAUCGCAGUGCGCGAGCUGACAGGUGACAUGCAAUUAACAAAAACUGAAAUACAACAGACACAAAUGAUAGUGACGACGCCAGAAAAGUGGGAUGUGGUUACGCGCAAAGGAACAGGAGAUGUUGCGUUGACAAGGAUAGUUAGAUUGCUUAUCAUUGAUGAAGUGCAUCUCCUUCAUGGCGAUCGUGGUCCUGUUGUAGAAGCUCUUGUGGCCCGUACUCUUCGACAAGUGGAAUCUUCUCAAAGUAUGAUUAGAAUAGUCGGUCUUUCCGCAACACUGCCAAAUUAUGUUGACGUAGCCCGAUUUCUCAGAGUAAAUCCGUACAAAGGACUGUUUUACUUUGACCAUCGUUUCCGACCGGUACCUCUGAGUCAGACUUUUAUAGGUGUCAAAGCUGUCAAGCCAAUGCAGCAGAUGAACGAUAUGGAUUUGGUUUGCUAUAAUCAAGUAGUUGAUAUGGUUCGCAAAGGGCACCAGGUCAUGGUGUUUGUCCAUGCUCGAAACGCUACGAUAAGAACGGCAAACGUACUCAAGGAAAUGUCUAUACAAAACGGUACUCACAAAUUGUUUCUUUCCGAGGAGGGUUCAAAGUUGGCUCAGAAGGCAUUCAAUAGAUCACCCAACAGAUAUUUGAGCGAAUUGUUUGAGCACGGCUUAUCCGUACACCAUGCUGGCAUGUUACGUACUGAUAGAAAUCUUGUUGAAAAGUAUUUUUCCGAAGGGAUGAUCAAGGUGCUCGUUUGCACAUCGACACUUGCUUGGGGUGUAAACUUGCCAGCUCAUGCAGUAAUUAUACGGGGUACUGAGAUUUACGAUUCAAAACACGGCUCUUUCAUCGAUUUAGGAAUACUCGAUGUUUUACAAAUUUUUGGCCGGGCGGGUAGACCUCAGUUUGAUACCUCGGGGCAUGCGGUCAUCAUUACGUCACACGACAAGUUGUCUCAUUAUUUAUCGCUUUUAACGAAUCAGUUCCCUAUUGAGAGUAGUUUUAUCAGGUAUCUGGCCGACAAUUUAAAUGCAGAGAUCGUAUUAGGUACAAUAUCGAAUGUGGAAGAAGCCGUGGAAUGGUUGAGUUACACAUAUCUUUUCGUUCGAAUGAGGCUCAAUCAUCUAGCGUACGGUAUUGAGUAUCAGACGAUCGUUGAAGAUCCUAAUUUGGAGAAAAAGAGAAAAGAAUUUAUACACUCUUCGGCUAUGGCACUCGAUAAAGCGAUGAUGAUACGGUACAAUACGAGUACCGGAGAUUUGAAUGCUACUGACCUUGGCAGAACGGCUAGCCAUUUCUACUUGAAGUACGACACUAUCGAGAUUUUCAACGAGCUCAUGAAGCCAAUAAUGACUGAAGCUGAUAUUUUGGGAAUGAUUUCUCGUUCGCAAGAGUUUGAACAGCUUAAAGUUAGAGAUGAUGAAAUGGAUGAACUAGAAAACUUGCAAUCGGAUUAUUGUGAAGUUAUUCCGCAGGGUGGAAAGGAAAACAUCCACGGAAAAGUCAAUAUAUUGAUACAGACAUACCUGUCAAGGGGGAGAGUUCAGUCCUUCUCUUUGUUAUCUGAUCAAGCAUACAUUACACAGAAUGCAGUGCGUAUAUGCAGAGCGUUAUUCGAAAUGAUGCUGCGCAAAAAUAAUGCCAUCAUGGCUGGUCGGGUACUGAGUAUGGCUAAGAUGUUGGAACUGCAACAAUGGGAUCACAUGAGUGCCUUGCGCCAAUUUUAUUGUUUACCCUUUGAAGUCGUGUCCAAAAUAGAAGAACGUGAAUUGACGGUUGAACGGCUAAGAGAAAUGAGCGUGAUGGAAAUCGGUAACAUGCUUCGCAAUCAGAAGGCUGCAGCUCUUGUGAAGAAGUGUACCGAGGAGUUUCCUUCCCUUGAUUUUGAAGCUACUUUGCAACCCAUCACUCGAACCGUUCUAAGAAUCCGCUUGCAAAUAAUUCCGGAAUUCAAAUGGAACGAUAGGAUCCACGGCAAAAACUCUGAAGCUUUUUGGCUAUGGAUUGAAGAUCCAGACAGCAAUUACAUCUACCAUUACGAGUAUCUUCAACUUACUAAAAAACAAGUAGUUACGAUGUCAGGACAAGAACUAGUAAUGACAAUUCCUCUAAGCGAACCUCUUCCAAAUCAGUACUUCGUAAAAGCUACUAGCGACCGCUGGCUCGGUUGCGAAUUCUUACAGCCAUUGAAACUGUCAGGCUUGAUAUUACCAGAAUCUCAUCCACCUCAUACGGAUCUUUUAGAACUACAACCAUUACCAGUCAGUGCUUUGAAAGCACCGGAAUUCGAAAAAUUGUAUAAGUUCACUCACUUUAAUCCUAUUCAGACACAGAUAUUCCAUUGCCUGUACCAUACAGACCAUAACGUCCUCCUGGGGGCACCGACGGGUUCGGGUAAAACGAUUGCUGCCGAAAUAGCCAUGAUGAGGGUCUUCCGAAGCGAACCAGACCGAAAAGUAGUAUACAUAGCUCCAUUGAAAGCCCUGGUAAGAGAACGAAUGAAGGAUUGGACAAAGAGGUUGGGAGGUCAACUCGGAAAGAACGUUGUAGAAUUAACAGGAGACGUAACACCCGAUGUCAAAGUAAUCUCUACCUCUGAUGUGAUAGUGACGACGCCUGAGAAAUGGGAUGGUAUCAGUAGAAGCUGGCAAACGAGGAACUACGUUCAAAAAGUAGCCUUGAUUAUUAUUGACGAGAUUCAUCUGCUUGGUGAGGAUCGUGGUCCCGUGCUAGAGGUCAUCGUUUCGAGAACUAAUUUCAUCGCCUCUCACACCUCCAAGAGCCUGAGGAUCAUUGGUUUAUCUACAGCUUUAGCUAAUGCAGUCGAUCUAGGUCAUUGGCUCGGAAUCAAGAGGAUGGGCCUGUACAACUUCCGUCCAUCGGUGCGACCAGUCCCACUAGAAGUACACAUAGCUGGCUUCCCAGGCAAACACUACUGUCCACGUAUGGCAACGAUGAACAAGCCUACUUUUGCAGCGAUUCGUCAGCAUGCUCCUGUUAGUCCAUCCCUCGUUUUCGUUUCGUCGCGCCGACAGACGCGACUCACAGCUCUCGACCUCAUCGCUUAUCUUGCAGCCGAGGACAACCCAAAACAGUGGUUACAUAUGCCUGAGGAAGAGAUGGACAAUAUACUUGACAACAUCAAAGAUGUUAAUCUCAAGCUCACUCUUGCAUUUGGCAUUGGACUACAUCAUGCCGGUCUUGAGGAAAAGGAUCGUCAAACCGUAGAGGAGCUCUUUGUUAAUAAUAAGAUUCAGGUUCUCGUCACUACGGCAACUUUGGCCUGGGGUGUCAACUUCCCGGCCCAUUUAGUCGUGAUCAAAGGCACCGAGUAUUACGACGGUAAAACCAAACGUUAUGUGGAUAUGCCCAUCACUGAUGUAUUGCAGAUGAUGGGCAGAGCUGGACGGCCUCAGUUCGACGAUUCGGGAGUUGCAGUAGUUCUCGUUCACGACAUCAAGAAAAACUUUUACAAACAGUUCUUGUACGAGCCUUUCCCUGUCGAGUCGAGCUUGCUUCAAGUUCUACCCGAUCACAUUAACGCUGAAAUCGUUGCCGGCACCAUCAAGAGCAAACAAGAGUUUCUCGAUUACCUUACUUGGACGUACUUCUUCCGCAGAUUGCUAAAAAAUCCUAGAUACUAUAAUUUGGAUAGUAUGGAGCCCGAACUUGUAAACUCCUACUUAUCAAAGUUGGUUGACGAAACCCUCGGAGUUCUCAUCGAGUCGCAAUGUAUAUUCAACGAUGAGGAAGAGCAAUGCAUAGGUCCACUACCAUUAGGAAGGAUCGCCUCUUAUUAUUAUUUAUCGCACCAGACCAUUGCCAUGUUCAAUGAGAGCCUACAGGAUGACCUUUCGUUGGAAAAAUGUUUGCGAGUUAUGUGCAAUGCUCACGAGUAUGACGAACUCCCUGUUAGGCAUAAUGAAGAUUUGCUUAAUGAAGAAUUAGCAAAAAUGUGUAGGUAUCCCGUUGAACGUCUGUCUUACGAUUCGUCAAACACAAAAGCUUUCCUGCUUUUACAAGCGCAUUUUUCAAGAUUGCCAUUACCUUGUGCUGAUUACUAUACCGAUUUAAAAUCUGUACUCGAUCAGUCCAUACGAAUAUUACAGGCUAUGAUAGAUGUGGUAGCAGAACGAGGUUUCUUAUCUUCGACUCUUCGAGUGAUGCAGCUUCUUCAAAUGGUUCUUCAAGCUAGAUGGAUUGACGAGCCCGCACUUUUGACAUUGCCGUACAUCGAGAAAGAACAUUUACAUUUAUUUUCUGAAUUUCCCAAGUGCCUUCCAUGGUUUUGCACAACCGUUGCUAAUAAUUAUGGUCGAUUGUCUAACGUUUUACUUCAAGAGUUUAUCGAUGAUCACGUUAGCAAGAUACAUCAAGUAGCCAAAGAUAUGCCAGUUAUAUGCAUCGAUUUAUGCAUACAAGGCGACGCAGAGUUUAACGAAGAAGAUAAAAAAAUUGAAAUUUCCUCCAAAACACCGCAACAAUAUCUUCAUUUGAAUGGGGAUCAAGAAUACACAUUGGUAGUGGGCACGAAGCGAAAAAAUUACUCGCAAACACUGAAAGCCCACUGUCCGCGAUUUCAUCGUGGAAAAGACGAAGGCUGGUUCUUGGUCCUCGGCGAUCUCGAGCAUCGCGAGUUAUGGGCUUUGAAACGGGUGUCGGGAAUCAAUGGGCCGCGAAAGACUCAUUACCUGCAAUUCACCACACCAGCAACUUCGGGCCAUGUAAAACUGCAACUCUAUAUCAUAUCAGAUUGUUACUUGGGAUUGGACCAACAAUACGCCGUUCCAAUAAAUGUGAUACUAUAAGUUUAGUAAGUUUUCCAAGAUUUUAAAUAUACUUACUUGUUAAAUAAGGGAGAUCAAGUAUUAUUACUACACGCUGUAAAAAUAUACGUAGGCAUUGAAGUUUAUGAAAAAAGUAAAACUUUUUAAGAACGA